AUGCCGAUGUUGAAGGAGGGACCUCUCGCCAUCAAGAAGGUGGCUGAAGCGGAAUACUUAUCCAAGAAACAUUUCUACCAGUGGAGCAUAACUGCUUUCUCGAGUGAGGACGAGGACGAGGAGGAGGAGGAGGAGGAGGAAGAGCACGUGACAGCGAUGUCAUCGAAUGGCUGUCAUCCAGGCGUUCCGAGUCCCCGGCCGCCGCCGCUCGGUUUACCGCGUGCCGGAUUAAGUCCCGUCCGUCUCGGUGGUCCGCCCGCCAUGGAGGAAAAGCCCGAAGACGGAGAAAAACCAGACUAUGACCAGAAUGUGCUGACCGAUGACGACCUUAGGGCUGCCUUACUUGCGUACGGCGUCAAAGCGGGGCCAAUAGUGGGCUCCACCAGGGCCGUGUACGAGAGGAAGCUGAUGCGGCUCCGGGCCGAACGCGGAGCCGAGAGUCAAGUCGUCGACGAAGACGCCGAAUCGGGACCACAACAGGAAGACGAAGAGUCGGAUGAGCACGAAAGCGGCCGGAACGGACACGUUUACCAGCGGUGCUUUUUACCUUCAUCCAGAUUGCGCUUCGGAACUCGUGCCUCAAGACGGGCCGAACUUUGCCGCGCGCCGGCUAUGGAGAAAGUUUCCAAAUCGUCAACGCGGAGCGGCGGCGCCGUUCAGAUUCUCGAUGAGACGAGCGGAGCGUCGAUUGGAGAUCAACGCUCGGAAUUCCGCUCGAAGCGCCUCGGGGGCAAGUUUCGUCGAUCAAAUCUUGUGAUACCGUUAAUCUGGCAGGUCUCCCGUCGCUCGAUCCGAGAUUCACGAUGUUCCUCCGAGAAAUUCAGCAUCGCUGAAAUGGUUGAAGAGAUGGAGAAACGGAUGUCUCCCGUUGCCGACAGCCAGCGGAAAGAGAGCGACGAACGCGAGCCUUGGACUCACUCCGACAGGUCGGACACGACGAGUGCAGCGGAUGAGCGGCAGUCGCCAUACUCGACUCCCGAAGAGUCCCUGUCCAACUUGGAAACAAAGGCCCCCACGAAAGAUGACUUGCCUUCUACCAUUCAACCUUCACGCGUUGUCUUCAACGCCACCUGUCGGAGGCCCAUCAAGGGUGCAGCGGGGAGGCCCGUUGUGUCGAAGUACCCGAAACCGCCGGUCAGCCCCGCCAGCCUGGAGAGAAGAGAAAUGGAGCGCCAAAUGGUGCCCGUCCAGCUCCAGGUCGCGGUGUUUGUCAUCAUCGCCCUCUUGCUCUUUGCCAUUGUUGAAAGCGAGCCGCUGAGUCCACUUUUGGCCCUGAUGAAUAAUUUCGUGCGAGGUUUCAUCGAUGAUGCGGGCGGGGGACACCGACGUUCUCGGGACAUGAAUGAGUAAAGGAUUCGUCAUUUAUUUUACUUUUUGCUUUGUAUGUUCAACAUAAUCAGUCUGUCAAAGUCUUUUGAAAGUCUCCAGUUUCAUUUCAAUGUUUUGCACAUAUUUGCUUUUGUAGUAUUUUUGUAACUAGUGUUUCAAUAAAGGGAUAUUUUUCGACGAAGUGAUUC
This is a messenger RNA of Phycodurus eques (leafy seadragon), 1517 nucleotides long. Its product is annotated as lamina-associated polypeptide 2, isoforms beta/gamma-like. The record is from RefSeq and is a predicted model, not a curated record. NCBI's taxonomy places the organism in Eukaryota, Metazoa, Chordata, Actinopteri, Syngnathiformes, Syngnathidae. The transcript has 12 exons. Bases 1 to 1350 code for a protein of 449 amino acids.